GAAGGAGGCUGGGGUAGCGGAGUAUUGGAGCGUCGGUCUCUGUUGCUGCGCGCUAAUCCCGGUGAUGCUGCCGACCGCUCCGGCGUUGCGCAUGCUGAGGAGUCCCUCACGCCUGGUCCCGGUGGGAUGAAGACUCGCUGUGUGCGCUGAAACAACGGGGGAGGGAAUCAAGAUGAAGAUAAGAGUGGGGUUUGGUGGCAUCAUCAUCGUUACCAUGGUUACAGGAUUUAUGGUUGUGUACAACAGCAGCUCUGGUGGGAGAUGGCCUUCCUCUGCAUCCAGAUCACUGCACUCCCACCACAAGGAUGCUCCAGGCACAAAGAGAAAACAGAGUGUGCAAGUUUCCACUCUGGAAGGGGUUGCAGGUAUCAUGGACCUUAAGCCUCUGAAGAUGCAUUGCAGGACGUGCGCCCUGGUGACCAGCUCUGGCCACCUGACUGGCAGCAAUAGGGGCGAGGAAAUCGAUCACUCGGACUGCGUCAUUCGAAUGAACGACGCUCCCUGCGCAGGGCAUCACCCGGAUGUAGGAAGGCGCACGAGUCUCCGUGUUGUGGCUCACUCCAGCCUGCAAAGGGUGCUCCGGGGCAGACAGGAACUGCUCAACAGGAGCCAGGACACAGUGUUCAUCUUCUGGGGUCCAAGCAGCUGCAUGAGACGGGACGGUAGAGGCCAUGUUUACAACAACCUCAAACUGUUAAAACACCUACUGCCCAAACUUAAAGUGUACACGAUCUCCCGGUCUAAGAUGCUGAAAUUUGAUGAGUUAUUCAAGAAGGAAACAGGCAUCGAUAGAAAGAGCUCCAACUCCUGGCUGAGCACCGGCUGGUUCACCAUGGCUAUGGCCCUGGAACUGUGCGACAGGAUCAACGUGUUCGGCAUGGUGCCCCCCAAUUUCUGUAGAUCCUCUUUACAUCCCACGGUCCCGUAUCAUUACUACGAGCCAUCGGGGCCAGACGAGUGCGCCAUGUACCUCCUUCACGAGAGAAGUCGAAAAGGAAGCCACCACCGAUUCAUCACAGAGAAGACUGUGUUUUCAAACUGGGCUCAAACUCUGAACAUCCACUUUUACCAGCCGGACUGGAAGCCCUCUCCCGUCAUCACACAUGUGAAUAACUCACGAGCCCCAAGUCCAGCCGGAUCCUGAAUCUGUCUCCACAGAUGAUCCCUGCAGGAGAGAGUUUCCAGUUUCCAGAGAGAAUAUUCCCUCUCAGAUCACUGGGAAACAACCAGGGCUGGCCCAAGGUUGAACUGGACUAAGUUUUGGACACCACAUUUAAAUAGCAUCACACUUCAGUACUAGACUUUUUAUGUAUUUAAAAAAAACCUUUUAGGAUAAAUUACCUGUAAUCUGUAAAUAAAUUCCUUACAAUCAUAUAA
This is a messenger RNA of Xiphophorus couchianus (Monterrey platyfish), 1377 nucleotides long. RefSeq names its product ST6 (alpha-N-acetyl-neuraminyl-2,3-beta-galactosyl-1,3)-N-acetylgalactosaminide alpha-2,6-sialyltransferase 5b (gene st6galnac5b). The coding region runs from base 173 to 1144 and encodes 323 amino acids. Gene Ontology annotation, molecular function: alpha-N-acetylgalactosaminide alpha-2,6-sialyltransferase activity. The transcript has 5 exons. Lineage: Eukaryota; Metazoa; Chordata; Actinopteri; Cyprinodontiformes; Poeciliidae. Gene Ontology annotation, biological process: oligosaccharide metabolic process; ganglioside biosynthetic process. The record is from RefSeq and is a predicted model, not a curated record.